Molecule: messenger RNA, 26804 nt
Organism: Xyrichtys novacula (pearly razorfish)
Lineage: Eukaryota; Metazoa; Chordata; Actinopteri; Labriformes; Labridae
Source: the annotation of a GenBank genome assembly
GUCUUUGAUCUCUUACGGUACCGCUAGCUCGCGUGCCUCGCGGAGGACGUAACACACCUUGGGGGUUCCGACCACCAUGUAUCAUGCGUGAACCUGGAAGACACGCCACAUAGCCCGGAGGAUCAGUGACUGAGAGGGGGGCAAAGUUGGGAAGAAACUGCGGUGUGAGUGCGGGCUGCCAUGGGGGAAAUCAAGAGUGCCAAGACCAACCCGGCAGCGACGGCGAGCCUUUUGUCCAAGAUAUUUUUCUGGUAAGUCGACUAAACUUCCCGGAUGGUAAAGCGGCCGGUAAAGCUAAAGCAAACCGAUCGCGGGGGAUUUGAACAAGUGGGCUGUAAGUGUGGCAACAGUUGAGUUUCCUGGUGUUAAUUUCAACCCUACAGUGGCAUUAAACCUUAAACAGGUAGAGGUGAACAAAGUAGAAACGAGAGGGAAGAGUUGAAGAAACUCUGACUAUGUUUACAAGUGGGCCACAGAUGGUUAAAAUAAGUUGUUUUACUUGUUUCAAGUGGAUGCUGGACAAAUAAAGAUUUGUCUCCUCACUGGAAAGCUUCUGGAGAGUUUAUGUAAUGACAGUUUCCUGUUGAAUCAUCUGCUGUAGUUACUUAAGUCUAAAUUUGACACGUGUGCUAUCUCCUAAUCAAAUACACAAUGUACAUUGUGUACUGUGAGCAUUACAUAUGUAUGGAAGCCCAAAGUAGACAUACUAUCAGUACAUUUGAGUUUUUUUCUCUUCAUCAAGAGAUAAUUACUUGAGCCAACUUAAUGUCAAAGGUGAUAACAAGCAGAAAUAAACAGUCCUGGAUGAAAUAUCUACUUCAUGGACUUGGGUAAAGUUUCAAAUUGUAAAACAAAAGAGUUAAGAAGUAGAGUAGAGGCGUACCGGGACAGGUCGUUUCCAAAAUCACACAAAAACACGCACAAAUCACUACCUGUGUCUGCACAAUCAAGGGAACGUCUGGUCAGAUCUGGGGAGCAAACCAUACAGCUUUACUAAAUAAUUCAUUGUUUUGAAUCGAGGAACACCAGUAACCUUAAUGAUGACAACUUUGUUGCAUGGCAACAGAGGAGGAGGCUUCUAAAGUGCUUGAACUGAGGGUUUUCCCAGACACAAAUCUGACAAGAAGAGAAGUUACAACAAAUCUAUCAGAAGGGCGACACAGGCUGUGUUCACACUGCAGGUCAAUUCCGAUUUUUUAACCAUAUGUGACACAUAUCUGAGUUUUUCAUGUAAGUGUGAACAGUGCAUUUCUGAUUUUUCAAAUCCGACCCAGGCCUCUUUUGUAUGUGGAUAUAAAUCGGAUAUGUAUCCGAUGUGACUGCAGCGUGGACACUCAGGUCGCGCUCAUCUAAUGUCAUCAAUAUGCGACAAACUUUCACCAUUGUUCGACAACACAAACAGGAGCAGAAAGCAAUUUGUGCUUUGUGCGCAUGCGGGUCACUUCACGGACGCAUUCCGUUCACAUUAGAUGUCGCAUUCGUUAUUUUAAUGUGAACGACCGCACAAAAAGAUUUAACAAAAAAUCCCAAUUGUGCAUCAUAACCUGCAGUGUGAACGUAACCAUAAAGUCUGAAAAUGAGCUUUAUAACCCUUUUUUAAAAUCACCAGGAAGUGAACUGUUGGUGAUUAUGUGACUGACACCCCCUCUUCACUCCCUUCAUCAUGUCCCCCCCUCCAGGUGGCUCAAUCCGUUGUUCACCACCGGAUCUAAACGCAGGCUGGAGGAAGAUGACAUGUUUGAAGUGCUCACUGAGGACCGCUCGCAGAACCUGGGACAGCAUCUGCAAAGGUAGACGUAUCUGUAAAAACAUCUGCUUACUUUUGAGACUUUUAUCCAAGUCCAUUAUCAGACGUAGGAGCUGUCCAAGAUUCUUAUCAAGAUUUUACGAGUUGAAAACUCAAUCUUAAACUGGUUUACAUCACAUUCCCUCUUGUCGUAAAAGAGAAUCGGUUCCUGUUUAACUUUAACCUUCCGUUUCUACAGCUCAAAAGCUGAAAAAGAGCAGGUGUGUCCAGUGAAAGUGAGUUGUGUUGAUAUAAUAAGACAUGAUAUGGCGUAUGUGUACAUACACAAGUUAAAGUAAUCACAUCAGUAUCCGCCAAAAUCCCCUUUUCAGCUUGUCUCCAUGAAUACAGACAAAACAGUUUUCCAAAUCCUUUGUUGUCACUGUCAUACAGAUCUGUUCGCAUGAGAAUGUAACGCCAAAACAGAGGGAGAAAAUACUGCGUUCUCCAAAAACGCCACAAAUGUCUGUACAGAGCUGUGCUACAGAUUCUUUAAUAAGCUUACUGGAAUUCACAUCACACCCUCGCUGAACAGCCACUCAAACCGAACCUUGCAUCUCAUUGAUUAACCACUUUACAGAGCAAGGUGUGAAACAUGUAGGGAAACAGCAGAGCAGCUCAAACCAGUAUGUUGUACAUAGGCAGCCACAUGUAGAGAGAGGCAAGCAGAGAGAGGAGCAGGAGGAGGCAAACAAGUCAACUUGCUCCAUGCAGCUGCCUCCUCUUUCCUUGCCUUUGUAUGUAAACGUCACUUGUACACGUGGGAGGUUAAUCUAAACGGGAGCUCAUAAAGAUAAACUGCUAUACAGUAUUGAACAAGGUUGUAAACAACGUAGCAGUAAAGUCAUUUUGGCUGUUUACACAUUAUCUCUCACAUAUACUAGCGCUAUAUUAAAUCACCAUCAAUUGCCAGUUAUUGAGACAGUCUGUAAGUUUCUGCAGUGCCUGACUCGUGCUCAAAUACUCAGAUGUCAUAUAUGUGGGGCUAUUUCACAGAUAGAGAUGUCACACGGCUCUUAAGAUAACAAGCAGCUCCAAUACAGCUCACAAUCUCAAUCUCAGCUUCCUCAUUAACUUUUGAAAUGUACCCCCUGACCCAACUUUUGACCCCUGCAGGUGAGAUAACUCAGACUCACUUAGUUAAAAUGUUUUGCACUGUUGUCAAUAAUCAGCCAAUCUCAGAGACCAUAAAUUAACCUGAAAAUGUGGCUGUUAAUGUUUUCUUUUCCGUAAAGAGAAAUUCAAAAAGAAUCAGGCUGCGUUGUAGGCGUUAAAAUGAAAAUCCCUGUAAACUAUCAAGUGACAUAUUUCCAGCGUAAUCACAAACUUCAAGUUGUGAUGUUUAUCUUUUAAAAGUGGUAAAUGACUGGCGAGUAAAUGUUCAAGCACUCUCCUCUCUCCUUAGACACUUACACAAAUGAAUCUAAAGGCUGAAAAAGAUGCAUUGAUCGACUGUCAAACUGGUGUAAAAUCAGACUUUCAGCCUGUUUGAUGGUGUGCAAAUUUAAAUCCCACAUGUAAGAUGUGAGAAAAAUUGUUAUUCCUACAUGAUUUUGAAUGGAAAUUGACUAAAGACACCGUGAAUACUUAAAUUGGAGCCCAGGAUGUGAAAAUAUCAAUGAAACAAUACAACAAAGUAAGGUUUAAAUAAUGUAAUGAAAUAAUUAGAACAGGGAACAAGGAAAACAGGUGCUCUUUCAAUUCAAUGAAUAAUCCAAAACUUAGACAAAGGAGGAGGGAACAAACAUAAAAAUGAAUAAAUCCAUGUGUUCUUCCACAGUCCAAGAGUUUAUUUUAUGUAAAUCUUUGAUAUGAAAUUAAGUAAUCGUCAAUCUCCAAGUAAUCCAAUCUUUUGUCCUACCACUUAAGUUGAACAAGGUGGUGGUUCAGCUCCUGUUUGUUCAUCAUCUUGGUUCGGUUGUAGAAAAAGGGUAACAAAAAAAACAGACCUAAGGGUCAUAGAAAAAAAGAAACAAGUCCUUGAACAACAGUACAUGAACUCCAUAGGAUGUUUAAAUAAUUCAAUAAUAUUGAUUCACAUUUACCUAAAAUGAAAAAAUAAUACAAAAUAACCAUAGUAAAUUAACUUUACAACGAGAAAGUGAGAAAUCGGCAACAAAAAUAACCACAAAAUCAACCUUUACUAAUAGAUUGAACCGGAAAUCUAACAGAAAACAGCGUCUUGCGUACACAGACGCCAGGCCUUAAAUUGGCAAUUUUGGUCGACUGCGCUCGUCGCCAUUUGUGCGGAGCUACGUGAUUGUUAAAAUAACAAAAACGGGUAGAAUAGCUUCGGUUAAACUCACCAUUCGGCAUUUUUUCAUGGAUCCUAUACACCAGCGUUCAACGAUGUCUAGUCUCACGCCAUACCGCGCUCCCGUUUGAAGGGAGGAAGGAAAGGGAAGUGAUCCGUGACCGGGAUAUUGAUGAUAGGUGACCUGAACUCUGAUUGGUUUAUUGUCGAGGCGGUAAUGAGGUCUUAAAUAAUGGUCCUUGAUGGCAUGGCGGACAUUUUGAAUUACACUUUUUUUUUUUUUUUAACAUUAAUUCUUAUUUUUUCACCAAGAUUACACACAGAGAGCCUUUCAGUUUUUCACAAACUUCAAGGUUGCUACUUAUCCUACAAAUAGCCGCAACAAAUUUUAUGACAGAUGUGUAAUUAGCAUUAAAUCUCUAAUCAUCACAGGCCAACUUUGAGCUUGAAAUCCAGCUCUGAAGGCGCCCCAUGCCUAUCAGUCACGAGUCUUUAUCUGAAUGUUUGUCACAGUGCAAACACAGAAUUGUUCUGUUGAAGAAAGGGGAAGAAAGCCGCAGACACGUGGUGAUAAAGAUCUUUACGUUAAGCCCUCGUGAAAUCACGAUGAUAUAAAAAUUUCGUAAAGGUCAAAAGUAUAUCAGCUGCUCAGAGAGUGGUGGCUUUGUCUUAGUUUAUAGUCUGAAUGGACUGUCUUUCAUUUGACAGACAAUCAUUUAAAUCUGUUAUUUUAUUAAAGAAAAACUCCAAAGACAACAUCACGUGUUGAGAGCAAAAAACCUUGACGUUUAAUGAAAAAUGCUGGUAAUCUUGUCAUACAUUCACGUUUUAUCAAUGAAUUUCACGUGUCCUGCAUGUGUGAGGUUUGCAAACGCUGUUGUUUCCUCUGAGUCAAAAGUGAAACCACUCACCUCAAGAUUUCAACACAGAGCGUGCAGGGAAGUCGGAAAGUCCUGCAAGAUGACCUGACUCAUCACAUUGAAAUGAAUCACUCACACAGAUUUUUUAAUGGAUUGUUUGAGAGGUCAGGAAAAUACAGAAUGAAAUCAGCUCCAGUCAGGACAACAGAUGUUACUGUGACAUCGAUGGAGAACUUGAAAGUAAAAUAACACAUCUGUCAAAUUGAGGAAGGGAGGACAAGUGGAGCAACACACCACUUCACAAACUAACACACACAGUAGACACUGCCUCAUAAGUCAGGUUUUUUCUCAUGCUCAAGAAGUAAGCUUUAAUUUUUGGAGGAUUAUAAGUUACAGAACAUGAAUGAAAUCUUACGCCUCAUAGGUAACACCACUGCAGCUUCCCUGCUGCUGUUUUUAGCAACCAAGAGUGAUGUCAGUGGAUAUAAAAAUGAUCACAGCAGGUCCGAACUUGCCUUCGACCGGACCGAUUGCCUAUCUGAUAAAGCUCUGCCCAUUAAGCCAAAGGCAGGCCUGUGUCUGAUCUUGCAAUUAUGUGAUUCCCACCUCCCAGGCGAGUUCUGACUCAUCUGGAUGUGAGGUUUAACCUCUUGUUACACGUCAGCAAGUGCAUGGAAUAACCCAAACAUCUUUCUGUGACAGAUACUGGGAUCAUGAGCUCCAGAAGGGGGCUAAAGAGAUGCGGACACCAAGCCUGUCCACGGCCAUCAUUAAGUGCUACUGGAAAUCAUACGCAGUGUUGGGGUUUUUCACACUCAUUGAAGUAAGUGUGUUGACAUCAGGGAGGGAAUAACGGAAAACUUUUUGUUUUUUUAAUGUAGUUUGAAAGUCAUUGAUAUAAAAAAAAUGACAUAAAUAAUAUAUAAUGAAAAAAACUAAAUGAUUUCUACACAGAUCUCCUGCUUGUUCCUGCACAACAGACUUCUACAGACACAGAAUUAAAAUAUAAAGCUGCUUUAGUUAAUGUAAUUACUGUUUUUAACCCUCUCCAGACUGUUAGGAGCCUGUUAAAAAACCCAGGUGCAUCCAAUGAUACAGAAAUCCAAUCCUAGAUAUCAGCAUUGGUAUCUGUAGUUAUAUUUCCAAUACAAUAUGUGAGGUAUUACUGUAAUUUCUGAUAUCGAUGUCUAUAGUAGUUCUUUUUGAGAGUCUGAUCUUACAGCAGGCAUUUAUUGCUGAGAUCUAAUCCUACAUUUAAGGUAGUAUUAGAGUAAUUUCUAAUAUUGGCAGUGUUAUUGGUAUCUGUCUAUCUAUCAGGUCUAGUUUUGAAGAAGCAGAUCAAUCGACUUUACUCGCUGGAGAUCAUUUAACCUUUUUCCAUUCAACAGAUUUGAUCAGAGCGUGUUGCGUUUUUUUAAUCACUCAUGAGAAUACUCUUGUCUUCUGUUAUUGUAAUCAGAGCAACAUGAUACUCAUCCCUCUCCGUAUCUUGCUCUGCACAUCAGGAGGUGAUUAAAGUCAUCCAGCCGGUCGUUUUGGGGAAAAUGGUCCAAUAUUUCGAGAACUAUGAUCCAGACAACACACAAGCUCUGUACGACGCCUUGGGCUACGCUGCCGCCAUGUCCAUCUGCACCAUCGGCCUGGCGCUGCUGCAUCACCUCUACUUCUAUCAUGUCCAGAGGACGGGCAUGAAGAUUAGAGUGGCCAUGUGUCACAUGAUCUACAAGAAGGUCAGUAACGGGGAAAACAAGGGUCUGCUUAAUCGUUUGGAAGUGAUGCUGUAAUUCUUUUUACUGGCAAGAUCUGUCAUGAUGAUUACUUAUAGAGGAGUUUGACAGAAAACGGCCCCGAAGUUAGAAUUAGCAAUGGAUGACAAACUUAUCUAUUGUGGUGUUUUUGUAACUUUCUCAACAUGUACCCCUGAUUAACAGGGAUUUGUUGACCUCUUCUUUGUCUAUCUCUUCUCAGGCUUUGUGUCUCAGCAGCUCCGCAAUGGGCAAGACCACCACAGGCCAGAUUGUCAACCUCCUCUCCAAUGAUGUCAACAGAUUCGAUGAUGUAGGUGAAAACUUAUAUCCUAUAAUCCAGGUCGUGUAUUUUGGUUGUACCGCCAAAGGAAGGAGGCCUUUAUAUGAGGCAGGCUUGUAUUAGAGGCCCUAAGUCAAAUUCUGGAUUUCCAAGAGGUACAGUAUUCACAUUUUGGUACAAAGUGAGGGUAGACCUGAAAAAUUGAUUGGGUUUGAAAAUGCACUCAGUUGGCUAAUUUGAACCUCUUUCUAUGCAGAUGAGCCUCUUUGCCAAAACACCAGUCAAAAACUUUCACCUGUAUGACUGAGAAUUGGCGCAGACUACAACCUGGAUCACAGCCUCUGUUUGCUAAAAAGGGAGUGUAGUCUAAUUAUGUAAUCUGGGAAGAGUUCAGCUUAAUGUUUCAGGUCAUCACCCAAAGGCGCUCAUGUUCCUCGCAUGAUUACAGGUAGAGGAGACACAUUGUUGUAAUGGGCGUGAUAUGAUUUAGUGUAUGUGGUUAGGCUGGCUCUCACGUUAGCGUUUCCCUGACUUCACUGAAAACACAGGCGGGUAUCUCCUCGAGGUUCAGGCUUGAUUUAAGCCCCGAGUCUUUGUUGCUCCAAACUCAGCCCGUCUCUGUGGAGAGUUGGGUUUCGUUUUAAUCUGUGGGUGAAAGCCUGCUGUGAAAACACUGCUUCUUCAGGGUAUUUCAGUUUCCAGGCAAUGAGCCAUGAAUUAGUCCACGUCAUGCUCUCACGCUGCCUGUGGAGUGACUUUACCUUUGCUGUAAAACCUGCACAGAGCAGACUUAGUGGAGUUUAGAGCAUCAACAGUAACACCAGUGACCCCUUUUCGACAGGUGACCAUCUUCCUGCACUUCCUGUGGGUGGGGCCUCUACAGGCGGCGGCGGUCGUGGGACUGCUGUGGUUGGAGAUUGGUGCGUCGUGUCUGGCAGGCAUGGUGGUCCUAAUGUUCCUGAUGCCGAUGCAGACCAUGUUUGGGAGGCUUUUCUCUAAAUUCAGGUAACAAAUGCUCCAAAAGACGUGCACAAACACAAAUCCAGAGAUGGCGUUCCAGCUGAGACUUCUCCAGUAGAUUCCUCCAGCCCCUGCACCUCUUAGCUACUGUUACUACGCCUGCCACACUUUCCAAAACAGAGACUAGUCUUUCUUUUUUUAAUGUCAUUAAACUUAAACUUGGGAUGAAAGGUCCCAACUGGAAAUAUACAAGCAAUAUUUCUUAGCUUGAAUCUUUAUAAACUCAAAAAUAAGUAAUUGUUCAGUCACAGCUGAAAAUAUAGGCUACAGGAUAUUGCAAAGAAAAGUUCACGUAGCGUUUUCAGCAGCCUUAACAGUUGAUUGUAACACAAGUCUAAUACAUCAAAAGGCAAAUAUCCAAUCAUAGAUUAGGAUUUUGUUUUUGUUUUUUUUGGUCCUUUUAUUAGUUUAAAUCACCAAAAACUUUCUUUUCUUGAAAAUCUAAGAACACAGUUUCUCAAGAUCCUGUCUCGUCAUGUGUGACGGUUGUAGUCGAGCUUUUGGAAAUAGUUGUUUCAGCUGCCGAAAGGAGGAUCAGUUACAACCAUCUCCCUUUGGGUGAGAAUGUCAGGUUAGGAAAAAGUUCAGACACAGUCACCGGGAUCGAGAUCUGACCGGAUUUGUAAGUUUGGAGAAGAGGAAAAGAUUAGUCCCUCUCUCUGACCCAGUUCCCAGGCUCUCUUGAGUAUCACACGGCUGGUGAGUGACAGCAGAAUGUGGGAGUAAGAGGGGUACCAUGCUGUGUGUCAUGAGUGGAAGUUAAGUCAGUGUGGGCUUACCAGAGAGGGUUUUUUUUAAUCGUGCAGAUAUGACAUGAUGCUCAGGAAUCAGAACUUCGCACAUGUUUGCUCUCCUGUCUUUGAAAUUAAUAAUGAUAUUGCAAGUUCCAUCAGAUCACGCAGGGGUGAAACAUGUUGCACAGCGUUAAAACUCAUUUAAUAGAUAAUGACAUAAGAGUAAAAACAUCACAUUUACAACUCACCCAAACCAUGAUCUUUUGUUUGCAGGAGCAAGACAGCUGUUCUGACUGACAGCCGGAUCCGCACAAUGAACGAGGUGGUGUCUGGAAUUAGGAUUAUCAAGAUGUACGCCUGGGAGAAACCCUUCUCUGCUCUGGUCUCUGAUGUCAGAAGGUAAAAAAUUAAACAAGAGAGAGAGAGAGUUGAAAGGAGUCAGCAGUUUUCUGUUAAACAGGAGGAUAAAUAAACAUCAAAGUCAGCUGGUAAAAACAGGCAAAAGUUUUUCAUUUGUUUACUGCAAGUGUUCAUGUUGUACUCACUUUAAUAAUCAAGUUGAAUCAUUCAAGUCUAACUGGUUCAUCACAGUGAACGAAAGAAGACGCCCGGUUAAGAGCAGGUGACCUGAAACGAGUUCUGACUUUCAAUUUGUCACUCAAACACUGUGACGUACUGCAAAGUGACAAGGGCGGCUGAGGCUGCUGAAAUGGGAUCCAGGAUGCGCUUUUGAGUGUUUAAGGGCGAGUGUAGAGUCCCUGUUUACACCUGCUGUUAACAUGGGUCUGAGUGAUUGGAUGACACACUGCAUCAUCCUCGUAUGAGUAACACAGGCUUUAUUGUCGGCUAAUUUUACAUCUAAAUCUGCGGAGUGACUGAUCUGCUUCUGAGGCAGACUUACAGCAUACUUGACCCUUGUAAGUAGUUGGUAAAGUCCCCAUAUCUACCACCAAAAUUAGAAAGGGAAGCAGGAACAUAAUCCUUUGUACCAAAAGGUCCCAGACCCUUUGCUUUGCUCUACUGUCAGCGCUAAAACUCUUGAUCCAGAUCGCUGAAGGGUUUAAUUCAAAUAUUAAAGCAGAGAAUUCUUGCGCCGCUAAUGAAGGCUUUAUUCCCGUUAACCCUCUGUAAUAUCACAAAGACUUCCAGGAUCCUAUUAUGUAACACCCAUCCUGGUUUGAGGCCCUGACCAAGUGUCUCUGUUGUCACAGGAAGGAGAUCUCCAAGAUCAUGAAGAGCUCCUACCUGCGAGGUCUCAACAUGGCGUCCUUCUUCUGCGCCAGCAAGAUCAUCGUCUUUGUCACCUUCACCCUCUACGUCCUACUGGGGAACCCCAUCUCAGCCAGCCGCGUGUUCGUGACAGUGUCGCUGUACACGGCGGUGCGCCUCACCGUCACGCUCUUCUUCCCAAGCGCUAUUGAGAAGCUGUUCGAGUGCAGAGUUAGCAUCCGCAGGAUUCAGGUACGCUGAUUUGAAAUCUGACUAUUUAACGGAGCAUAUUUGACAAGGUGUUGCUCCUCAGUGGAGGUACAGUAACGACACCAACAUCACCACAUUGAAAUAGCAGCAACGCUCUGUUGCUGUUACUCUCUGGUGCAACUUUCCCCUCACAAGAGUGUAAUUUUAAGGUCAUAAGAUCAUCUGCAGAAACUAAUUUUCCAUUCAAAUGAGCCCCUGAUGACUUAAAUUUGAUAAACUGGAAUAACAUGCUCUUGCUGCGGCCUUGCUUUCUUUUGAAAUCUGUGUAACAGCAGACUUGAGUGUUCCCCUGCACAUGGAAUUUUGGCUGACACCGCAGUCUGGGCAGAUUUUUAAUCUCUUUUAGUGCAGCAGCUUAAAGGUCCAGCUCUGUGUUGCUGACACCUCUCUCUAUUUGUAGUCUCUUGUAAAGUUAUGGUCAGCCUUAUAAUGUAAUAAAAAUCUGCUUAGGUGUCGGUUGUAAAACGUUACGUAAUGUUUGAAUCACUUUGGCGUGAAGCUGCUGGAAACACCUUUAUAACUUAAGUGUGUUUGUUACGUAACUUCUAUCGAGGCAAUCCUAGUGCUGAUUUUACUGUUAUAUGACUCUUUAUAUGACUCUACUGUCUGUCUCACCUUCUAGGAGUUCCUGCUGUUGGAGGAGAUCGCUAAAGGCAGAGCGGCGCUGCCACAGAAUGAGAAGAAAGACGCCUCGGUGGAGAUUCAGGACCUGACCUGCUACUGGGACAAGGUCUGAUACCUUACAUUUAUCCUAGUAAUCGCUCUUUGGUAACCCACAUGAUAAAACCCACCAAGGAAUCUUCAUUAACCCCCAUCAUAGACACUGCUUCGCACAUUAAAUGCAUUUACGGUUGUUUACUGUAAAUGCAUAAAUUUCCACAUCUAAAUCCGUCUUUAGAGGCAGAUAUGCUGCAGAUAUGACUGUAAUUUCCAGCGUCAUUUCCAAACAUCCAUCAAUCUGCUGCUACUUCCCAGGAGUUUAACAGGUCCUACAAGUUAACUUAAAAAAACAUAGGUUAGCAUCCUGAGGCACAUGACAACAAAGGUAAACAACUUGAACCUUUUAGUGGUUUUAAAGCCUCACUUUAACUGCACGACAGAAACGUAAACAACGUAGUUUGUACAGUAGAUGAGGUAGUAGAUCAAAGUAGUAAACAGUAAAAACUGGAUAAUGCAUCAUAGUAGAAUAUAAUGAGUGUAACACGAAAAUAGUUAAAAUGUUACGGUUAAAAUGGUAGGUAGGGCUGCACUUAUACUUGUAUUUUCACGACAAAUCAUGAUUUUAGCCUUCCUAUUUACAAAGACACCUGACUGACAUGUUUUUCUGAUGUCUUUUAUUAGAGUUAAAGUGCGAGCACACUUGCCCUGCACCCUAAAAUCCUUGAAUAAUAUGAACUCAAUGAAGAAACCUGCCUAAAUUUCUAGGUCUGACUUAUCCCAAAUUCUUAUUGCUGCGUAGAGGAGAGAGGAUCGAGGAGAGAGGAGGGAAAUGUGAGGCUGAUUCAAGCUCUUUUCAGGACUAAAAUAACUGACAAGAAACUGGACUUUUCCACAAUAUUCUUGUUUUUUUUAUGUUGGCAAGCUGUAGUCGUGGCGAUUCAGACAAAAAUGUAACAUAUGGAACAGUACACAGGCUACAAUAUCUGUAAAAUAUGAUAUUGUCUUUUGAAAUCUGUGCCUCCAAAUCUCAUAUCUGUCUGGCUCCUGCCUCCAGAGUUUUACUAUUUUAAUAUUUACAUGCGUUUUCUUCCUCCUGCAGACUCUGGAUGCUCCGUCUCUGCAGAACAUCACCUUCAGUCUGAACUCAAAUCAGCUGUUAGCCGUCAUCGGACCAGUCGGAGCUGGAAAGGUGAAUUAUUCACUCAUGUAGUUAUAAAUUUAUGAUCGCUCUAAAAGUUUGUGUGCAGUUUUAACUACUUCGAUGAGCUCAUGUUUAAGUUUUUUUCUCUCUUUAGUCGUCCUUGCUGAGCUCCAUCCUGGGAGAGCUGCCAGAUGAAAAGGGGGUGCUCAAGGUCAGAGGUCAGCUCACCUAUGCCGCCCAGCAGCCCUGGGUGUUCCCUGGAACCAUCCGCAGCAACAUCCUGUUUGGCAAAGAUAUGGACCAGCAGAAGUACGAACGAGUCAUCCGAGCCUGCGCGCUGAAGAGGGUGAGAGGCGUUUUUAUUUAGCGGCACGCCACGUUUAAAGGAAGGCUCGGCUCGUUUUGUGUUUAGAAGGUCAAGAGGCGGAUUUAAAGUUUGUCAGACAGGAUGGGCUGGAUGAAAGAGGUGUUAUGAAUAAUAGAAUAGGAUUUUGUUUUUGGUUUAGAGUUCGCACACAGUAACUCAGUGAACCCUGAGAGUGAAAAGCAGCGCUUCAGGUCAUGAUGGUGUACCCAUGUGGAUAAUGUGAAACAGUAACAUCGACGCUGUAACCGUUAGGUGGCCUCCUGAGUAUGAGAUCAUGUUUCCUGAGUCUGCUGGACAGACAGCUGCUGGGUGCAGGGCACAACCUGAACCAGCUGUUUUUAACACUCACGUACCAACGAGGCUUUUAACCUUCAGUGUUUCUCCUGGUGCCUCUGAGUGGAGCAGAAAGGUCGGCAUGUACGAACAGUCUUUGUUUGACAUCCCUGUGCUUCUGCUUCUCUCUCUGGUCUGAAGAGCACGUGGCUCGGCUGGAGGGAGCUGAUGACAGAAGUGUCCUGCACCAAUCAGAGCUGAGCGACAUAUUAAUCAAAAUGUGAUGACAGUUGUUGAGGUUUUGGCUUAUUUUCUAUUUCAAUCAAAGAGACUCGCCCGCGCAUUUUGUUUUCUUUCGGAAAAGUCUGCGAGUUUGAUUUGAACAGUGGUCAGACUCUGGUUAGACUGGGGCAGGAUCACAAUAUGGAAGGGGCUUUUUGUGAUAUUAUUCAUGGGAGCCCAGUAUGAAGAGGCUUUUGGCAGCAGUAGAGAGGAAAAACGUCCUUUUGAACAGGUAGUUACCUCGAGCAGAACCGACAGCACAGAGGGUGGAAGAAGCUGAUCUGGAGGCAAACUAAACCAAUUUGAUCCCUGCUUAAUCUUGAAUAUCUGCACCUCUCAGGGGAGCCAAUCCGAGGAUUCACGCUGGCGCCCCCUAUUUUACAUUAGUUAGAUUAAAUAUCUAUCCCUGACGUAGCCCAAGACAGUAUUUCAUUAAGAACACUUUGAUGUUGCAUAACACGGUGACGUCUGUCUCCUGUGAUUGGCCGACGGUCACACCGAGCCAGACGGCAGCCCACAACACAGGACCUAAACCAAUACACACACUCACACACACACACACUCUCACACACAGACUGCACAACAAGCCAUAUCAGGUUUCCUGCUCAGGUCUCCUUAUCUCCCCUACAAGUCGUGAACACGCCCCAGCUGUGAUGUAAUAUUGAAGAUUUAAAACCAGAGUCUUUUCAGUGAUGCAGAAGGAAGCCGGCAUGAGCUAGAGCGGGGAGUUUGAGCAUGUUUGAGCUUUCCCAGAACCCUAAUCUGUAAACAAAAACGACUCUAGGUUUCUGGGUAACGAUGUGUGUCUAAAAAUAAACAGAAAGUGGGCGAAAAUUGCUCAAAAAGGUGCAAUUACUGCUUAUUCUCUUGGCCGUAAAUCCCUGACCCUGACUUCACUUCACUAAAGCUGUAAGAAACCACUCGUUCCUAACUUUAACAACCCAACUCUAUCUUCAAGUUGAGGAUAUGCUCUCUCAGGUGACAGGUAUUUAUACACAAGGUUGACCCACGUGUGCACUGAGCUGCCAGUGUCUCUUACCCGACUGGAGAAAAGGUUACUGACAGUAAAUGAGUUACAUUUAGCCCUUGUGACUUUCUCCUGUUAAAAAAAGGCAGAAUGAGCCUUUAAAAACCCAAACGACAGACACAGACACCUUUCAUCAGUCAUUGCGCAGACACUCGCUCUUUUUCCCCAUUUAAUGCGUGACUUAUUUUUACUCUAUAAAUGAAGUACAUCGGGUUAUACAGUGUGUCACAUAACGACAGUAAUGUGCUGACUCAUUCAGUGUACACACAGGUUCCUCUCAAUCUGAGCUCAUGUAGUUAUUUGAUUUAAAAGGAGAGGCUAAUUUUACUAAAUGGGUUACAGCUAAUUAGAUGUUUGCUAACAUCUGGAGGAACCUGUUUUAUUUACAGCUGAGCUGUUGUACUUAUUCUGCGGUUUUUGGGGAUUUUUGCCGCCACACAGAUUAAGAAAAAUAGAAACUUUGACGAGAAGAAACUUGACUCAAAGUGAAAGGUCGACGCCUGAAGUUGAACUAGCAGCUGCUUAGACAUAGACCUUUUACACCUUGAAAAUUCACAGUGACAAUGUGUGAUAUUUAUAGAAAACAGAUUUAAAUUCAUAUUAAUGCCUUUUAAAUACUCUGUUCUCACAUUGAGAGGCUAGCACAUGUAGAAGGACAAGUUACAUUUAGUAUGGAGGUUUUGUUUUCGUAGCUAGAAGACCCUCAAGUUAGUCAACCUGCUGAAGUCUUGCAUAAUGUUUUUUUUUGCCUGCUUGGACACGUUCAGGGUCAGCACUGACUGUCUCUGACUUUCUGCCUCUUUACCCUUCACUGCAGCCUCAGGGAGAAAGAGCAAGACUGUGAUCUGCAGUGAAGUCCAUGUGACGAGUGUCUUACUUUUCUUCGUAUUGAAACAUCAGUUAAAUGACAAAAACAGCUCUGAGAGAUCAUUUUGAUAUUGAUACCCUUUCCCUGCUCUCCUCUCUCCACCUUCUGCUCCUUCAAAAAAUGGCAAAAAUACACUGCAGUGAAAUAGAUAUGUCAGAUUUUUAUCGGUCCAUUUAAAGCCUGUUGUGUCUUCUGUGUGCAGGACAUGGAGCUGCUCCCAGAAGGAGACCUGACGCUGAUCGGGGACAGAGGAGCCACGCUCAGCGGAGGCCAGAAAGCUCGAGUCAACCUUGCAAGGUAAGUCAGGAGUAAAUACAUGCUGUAGAAAAAAAUGGCUCUACAUUUACAUAUGAUGCAGCUAAAUGCUAAACGUGUGUGUGCUUCAUCAGGGCUGUGUACCAGGAUGCAGACAUCUACCUCCUGGAUGAUCCUCUGAGCGCCGUGGAUGCCGAGGUCGGGCGACACCUCUUUGAGCAGUAAGUUGUUUCUGAAGUGUACAUAGGUGCUCCGCACCUGGAUUCACUUUGUACAGAACAUCCAGUUUGUCGAGUCAGGGUGGUUUAGAGCGACAAAACUGAGGCAGGAAUCAGAAAGGAGAGACAUAAGUUACUUCAUUUAAUGCUGUUGCUGCUCUACCGUGUAGAUUUUACAGUAAAUGAUGCUCACAGCAGCCAGUGUUACAUCAGUGUUUUUAAACUAUAGUGUUAUAGUCUAAAUACUCUGUCACAAAAGCAGAAAAAGUCACAAAAACUUUGUCUGGAAGAGGUGCGGCGUAGCUCACGUCAGACGGACAAUUGAAUCAGGCUGCGUGUUUCCUGUUUCACUCUACAGCCCCACAGACAAAAACAAGACAAGAAACAAAAACACAAGGUCACCGUGAAUAUAUCAAGUGCUUUUUACUCUUGAAAACUUGUUUCUGUUUCACACGGCCCUGCGUGAGACCGUACUGUGUCUCUGUUUUGAACAGAAAUGAAUAAAUUACACUUUCUAUCAGUUUUACGUCAAAGAGAGGAAAGACAAAGUUCAUCAUUGUGGGUCUACAAAACCACUGCCAGAGGCACUUUGGAAAGUCUGAGGAAAAGUCCUCCAGGGUCCAAAGCUCAUCAGCUGAUCACUGCUCUGAGAGAACAGAUCAGGAGCUACAGUCUGGUUUUUCUUCGUCUGAGCAGUUCUUCAUCAAACAUCCAGAGCUGAGAGCUUAGUGUGGAGGAGUACUUUAACAUUAUAUGUACAUCCGUGUUAGAGACAUAUGACUUAUUUACACUGUUUUCAAGUGAGAAAGUUUCAGGCUAGCUAUCACAUGAAAUUAUAUUAUCCACCAAUGGAACAGCUUCCCCUAAAACAGUCUUCUGAAACAUUUACCCAGCCCAGCUUUUGGUCGCUGUAACGUUUUCUGAAUUCCCUACCUUUACUACGCUCAUUUUUCCCAUUAGCUGCAAGCCAUUAUAUUAAGCUGGCAUGCUAAAGCGCUUACGCUAACUCGCUAGUGCUACCAUAUAUACGUACAACUUACUGAUCAACUUAAUCUGAACAUUUGUAAAACAUUUAAGACAGCACAUUGGAAACAACUGCUUAUUUACCCUCGUUUUCUGCUUUAUCAUUCCGGUAGUUUGUCUUGGUUUGGUCUAGCAUUCAAGUUCUGCUGUUCCAGGUGUACCAAAUGAGUGACAGCUCUAGUGGGUGGGGCCAGCCAAUCAGAUUCCAGGGCUAGCCCCGGUGGCCAUGCCCUUGUGUAGAUGUAUUUCAUUGUGGAAUUUUAAGGGAUAGAGUUAUAAAUGUAUGAUGAUACUUAUAACAACAAAAACAAUAAAAAUGUUUAAAAUAAAUGUUUAGAAUUAAAUUUAUUACAACAGUAAUUUUUAUUGUAAAAUAUUAUGUAUAAUAUAUUAUUUGUUAUAUGAGACAACACACAGCAUGACAUAACAUAACAUGUACCACAUAAACAUAAAUGUUCAUUUUUGUCACAUAAUGUAUUUAUAUUUAUUCAACAAUAUUUUUAUUAGUUUUAUACAGAUAUACACCGGAAACACCUGGAUAUUCCUUUUUUUUUGUUUAAAUAACAAAUUCUGGAGCUAUAACAAAAAAUUAAAAAAAUAAAUAAGUAAAUGAAUAAAAAAAAAAAUACAAGUAAGCUGGAAUUUGGGUUUUGUACAUCUUGAAAAACAAAAGAUGUUAAGAAAUAAAAAGUAAAAAGAGAAAAAGUUAAAUGAACUACUGUGCGUUAAGAGAAAUACAAAUGUAGACAAGCUGCUGAAAACUGAAAAAGUCCAUAAAAGAGAUAAGAAUUUGAAUUGUAUGGUUAUAAAACAUCACAGAAAUAUAUUUCACAAAGAAAAUGUAUUGUAAUGUAUUUAUAUUUAACAAAGCAGAACCACAGUGGAAGUUUUAGGUUUUUUUACCAUGAAGUAAAUUCUUUAUUCUCUCCCGCUCUUGUGAACUACUCUCAACAUUUCAACAGUAUUAAAGUGUUAAAAACUAUUUUUAGGAGUGUCAGUGUAUCUUUAAGCUGACUGUGUUUUCUUUUCCUGUAUCAGGUGUAUCUGCGGCCUGCUGAGGAACAAACCUCGUAUCCUGGUCACCCACCAGCUGCAGUACCUGAAGGCAGCAGACCAGAUCCUGGUCCUGAAAGAGGUCAGUCCCCUUGAACUUAAACUUUACUCUUGACUGCAGGAGACUGUUGUUUCACCGUGGAACAUGAAGCGCCAGAGGCAAGAAGAGCUCUAGUGAACAGACGUAUUUGUAACUCUGUGAGUGAGGUUCAGUGAAGAGAAAUACUGUAAAAAUAACAUGCAGACGUUUUUUCUCUGACUGAGCGUGAGCUGCACUGUUUCUGCAAAGAGAUAGAGAGAUUCAGCUCCUUCUUUUAAUGGAGAAUGUAUAUAAUUUGACAGCUGCUGCAUUCCUGUAGCUGCCUCAGGCGUUACAAUAGCAGAGGCAUUGUUGGAGUAAGCUCACGCGAACUCCGGAGAAUCCCCGAAGAAACGGCGUGAUAUUUCAAACAUUUUUGUCCGAAAUUCUUUGAGUUUGUUGCUCCUGAAGGAUCAGUUCUGAUCCCUGCUGAUUCUCUAUAAUGUAUAAGAAAUAUUAACACAGAAAAUCCUGUCUGUGUGUUGUUGUUUUUUUCAUGUCAGGGUCACAUGGUGGCGAAAGGGACGUAUACAGAGCUGCAGCAGUCUGGAGUGGACUUCACCUCUUUGCUGAAGAAAGAGGAGGAGGAGGAGCAGCAGCAACCCCCACCUCAGGACACCCAAAUCAGGCACAGAACCCUGUCCCAGAACUCGGUGCUCUCGCAGACGUCCUCCAUGCACUCGGUCAAAGAUGGAGACUACUUACCGGUUCGUGAAUCAUUCACACGCUCAGGUUGUCUGUCUGAAUGUUAAACAUGAAUCUUUCUGCAAGUUAAAGCAGAAAUCUGACUAUAGUGAGUGUUUACAAGUGGAGCAAACGCCUUACAUAGUUUGUUGCUGCCACCAAGUGGAGAAUAUAAGACACUGCAGGUAUGAGCAAUCUGGGCACUAAAGGGAUAAUUCACUUUUUUACGGAGAAAGUAACAGACGGAUUGACCUGAAAUUUUCACCAGAGGUGCGUCUCAGCCCCAGGAGGAUUUAAGUCCCAUUAAAUUUUGGUGUUGAUCCGGACAAAAUUCAGGAUACUGUGAUCCAGAACACACAAAAAUAAGGAUGUUGUUGGAAUUUUCAAUGCUAAAAGAUAACCAAUGGGCGGCACAGUGGUGUAGAUAGGUGGUACAGUGGUGUAGUGGUUAGUAUUGUUGCCUCACAACCAGAAGGUUAUGGGUUUGAAUCCUGGUCAGGGCAUUUCUUGUUUAAGGGGGGACACGAGCUGCUUGGCGGAGGUCUUUGCUCUCCAAGUGCUUUUCUAGUUUUAAACAUAAAUCAGAGACACUUAACUUUCUCAGGUCAAUACAUGGAUUAUACUGAUUUAUUCUGAGCGAUGAUAACCUCAAACAGCUCUGAGCGGCUCCUCUGGGUGUCAAAAUAACUCAGAAGAUUAUUUGCUGAUCAGUUGUCACUCAUGCAGGAGGAGACGGUACAGACGGUUGCAGAAGAGAGUCGCGCUCAUGGGACGAUCGGAAUCGGUCUGUACUUGAAAUACCUGAGAGCCGGAGCCAGUAUCCUGUUCCUGCUCACCGUGUUUGUGGUGAACAUCCUGGCUCAGGUAAAGGAAGAUCCUAUCCUGGAUUCCUAGACCUUUAAGAGAAACAUGCGAGGCUGAUCUGACUGCUUUUUUUCUCUUAAAGGUAGCAUACAUCAUGCAGGACUGGUGGCUGGCGUACUGGUGAGUGUUUAAAAAAGCUAAAAUCACACAUGUUCAGUAAAUUGAUCGAUGUGUUUCUCACGUCUUUUUCCUUUUCUAACGUCAGGGCUGACGAACAGGAGAACCUCACUGCCAACAGCACCACUGGAGAUAACAGCACCACCGCACACAACUUCACCAAGCAGCUGGAUUUAAACUUCUACCUCGGCAUUUAUGGAGGUAAUCCAAAAACCAAAAAGGCAUCUAUGCUGCGGCGUGUUUCAGCGGUCUGAAGGAGACGUUCUCUCUGCUGCUUGUUUCCGCAGGUCUGACGAUAGCCACCAUCAUCUUUGGCUUCAUCAGGAAUUUGCUGCUGUUCCACGUUCUGGUCAGGUGUACGCAGGUUCUGCACAACCGCAUGUUUGACGCCAUACUGAGGACGCCCGUGCGCUUCUUUGACAUCAACCCCAUCGGUAAGCAAACAUCUGGACACUACUUCCAGAUAAUAAGCUGAAAUUUCAUCGUUUUAAAACCCGCUGUAAGAGUUUCCUCUGUUGUCUCACCUCAGGAAGAGUCCUGAACAGGUUUUCCAAAGAUGUCGGCCAGCUGGAUUCAAACAUGCCCUGGACAUUUGUGGACUUUAUUCAGGUGAGGAGAUCAUCCCAAAUCAACCCAGAAUUUACAGGACAUGUCACAGUCACACACUCAUACGCUGGUGGCAGAGGCUGCUAUGUAAAGCUCCAUCAGUAAUGACUAAUCACAUUAAGACACUGUUGGACACAACCAAGAGGGGCAACUCAAGAUUAAGUGUCAGCACGGCUUCAAGACUCACACAAAAUACUCUUUUACAGAGCAGUUUGUGAUCCUGGAAUCUUCCUACGAAUAUCCUCUUUUCUUUACCUGAUAAAACCAGCGCUCGUGUAUCUGAUUUGUAGAAAAUAUCUCAAUAUUUACAGCCACCAUUUUGAAAGAAAAGGCAACACAGGUCUCAUCAUAUUUGAUUAUAAAGCUUUAUGUUUCUAAGGAAGUCAGAAAUCUCAAUAAAAAGUCUUAAAAUUGACUUGUUGAAACCUACAGAGACCAUGAAUAUGUUACCGUUAAAGGGAUAUUCUGGUGUAUAAUUAAUUUAGGGUCAAACACACCGUAACACUGAGUUAGACACCCCGUCGAGAGAUGAAUGUUGCCGACUGAUUGCUCGUUUAGAUCCGCAGAAGACAUCGGAUAUAAACGAUUUCUGCCGCUUUUGCAAAGUUCAACUGCAGAAUUAUCGGCUUUCUGAAUGAACAGUGCUUUGAAAAGUCCCGCAGCAUGUGUUAGACGUCACUAUCUACACAUGGACCAAUCAGGGGCUGCCUUUCCCUGUUGUCCGGGGAACAGUGGAAACACGGUCACUGCUUGGCCCGGUUGGGAAUACACGCUCUCUAUGGGCCAAAGUCCAGACUGUUGUGUGAAGGAACAGCAAGUGAUUCACGCAACAGGAUGGCUCAGCCAGGCUAACAUAUAGGGUCCCAGCCACAGUACUAGCCACCAAACAUCUUUUUAGCUUUCCCUGAUUUCUUUAGCAAGGAGACUGAAAACAACUCACCUACUCUCUUUCAGCAGCCGCUUGUUAGUACGGAGACCUUGGGUGAGUUCAUUGUCUGCAGCGGGGUGACACAGCUCAAGGAAGAACAUUUAUGAUCAUUUCUUUAUCAUUUCCUUGAAGUAAUAAUCAUCAUAUUAAUCAUUUUGCACUGCAGAUGCAGUAGUUCUUCUGCCUUAACGUCUCGAUCUGAUUGCAUUUUCAUGAAGAAAUUAUCAUAAAUGUUCUUCCUUGAGCUGCGUCACCCCGCUGCAGACAAUGGACUCGCCCAAGGUCUCCGUACAAACAAACAGCUGCUGGAAGAGAGUAAGUGAGUUGUGUUUAGUCUUCUUGCCAAAGGAAUUGGGCAAAGUUAAAAAGAUGUUGGUGGCUAGUGCUAAAUGUACUGUUGAUGAAGUUAGGUGCUGUUCUGAGCAUUAUUUGUGGCUAUAGAGUGGCGUUUUGGUUGCGCGUGUCGCUCUCUGUAUUGCUAUCGUGUGGUUGUUACUAAAGUUGGUAUAAACAGAGAAGCAAGUGGUCAGUAACAUUCAUCUCUCGAUGGGGUGUCUAACUCGGUGUUACGCUGUGUUUGACCCUCAAUUAAUUUUUCGCUGGAAUAUCCCUUUAACCAGUAACUUCACAAGUCUUGUAACUUGGCAAUCAAAAGGCAGAUUCUCUGGAGUAACUCAAACUCUGUCUCCAGGUUCUGGAUGCAGGGAGAAUCCACACCCAUGAUCACAAAUCAAGCGUUUAAUUGAAACCAAAACAACCGUGAAACGAUCAGAUUUCUCUAACAGGUGUUUUUUUGUGAUCAGGUCUUCCUGCAGAUUCUCGGGGUGAUCGCCGUGUCCGUCUCUAUCAUUCCCUGGAUCCUCAUCCCCGUCGUCCCACUUCUUAUCAUCUUCCUCUAUCUGCGCCGCUACUUCCUACAAACCUCCAGAGACAUCAAACGCCUCGAAUCCACCAGUGAGUGUUCCGCAGUGCGACAGCGCGACUUGAUCCGUACCAUGUCGACUUUACAAGCUGAUUAAAUGACCCAUGUGUGGGAAUGUCGUCCUUCUCCCGCAGCUCGAAGUCCGGUCUUCUCCCACCUGUCGUCUUCUCUUCAGGGUCUGUGGACGAUCAGAGCCUUCAGAGCCGAGGACAGGUUUCAGACAACCUUCGACGCCCAUCAGGAUUUACACUCAGGUUCUCCUCUGCACUUUGAGAUUCUUAGCUCAUCGAGAUCACGUUCGGAUGUAUCCUAACGCAUUCGCUCAUCCUAAACAGAGGCCUGGUUCCUGUUCCUCACCACCUCCAGAUGGUUCGCUCUCCGCCUUGACGGCCUGUGCUCCAUCUUCGUCACCAUCACCACCUUUGGCUGCUUGCUGCUCAGAAACCGUGAGAAGAUCAAUCCUUUCACGCUUUUGUCAGAGAUUGUUGAAUCUUGGAGAUGCAGGGAUAAAAAAAUCUUCUUCUUUUAGAGCUGGAUGCUGGUUCGGUGGGUCUGGCUCUGACUUACUCCGUCACCCUGAUGGGAAUGUUCCAGUGGGGCGUCAGGCAGAGCGCAGAGGUGGAGAACAUGGUGAGAUGAAUUCUUUGUCAGUGUGAGCAGAACAUUUCACUCCGUUUGAUUAUUUUUGAUUGAAUCUUAACGGGACACGUCUUUUGUCCUCAGAUGACAUCCGUGGAGAGAGUGGUGGAGUACACCGAACUGGAGAGUGAAGCACCCUGGGAAACCCAAAAGCGCCCUCCCCCCGACUGGCCCAGCAAAGGUCUGGUAACAUUCGACCAGGUCAGCUUCUCGUACAGCGGAGACGGACCGUUGGUGCUGAAGAACCUGAAGGCCAUGUUUCGCCCACAGGAGAAGGUCGGCUAUCUUUGAACCAAUCGCUAUUUACAUCACAUGACGGUCAACCUGAGCUGACGUGUUCCCCUCUGGGGUCAAGGUGGGGAUUGUGGGUAGGACAGGCGCGGGGAAAAGCUCCCUGGUGUCGGCUCUUUUCCGGCUGGCAGAGCCUCAGGGGAAGAUCUACAUCGACGGCGUUCUGUCGUCUGAGAUCGGCCUCCAUGACCUGCGCCAGAAGAUGUCCAUCAUCCCCCAGGUGAGGACAAAGAAACCGCCUGGCAUUGUGGGUAAAAACAAUCAAAAGUAGACCUACUGGUGAGUGUAGCUCCGGACAAAAGAGGGAAUUAAAGACUUAGUAAAAAUCAGUCCCCGCUGAAUUUCGGUCCUUUUGAAACAAAUCUCUCUUUGUUCUGCGCCGAAAUCUCACGCAGGAUUUCCCCUCUAAUGAUGUUUUUCUGAUAUUAUGUAACUGGAUUGUUAGUGUCAGGCUAAAAAGGCAGACGGAAGCGGAAGUAUAAACAACUCCUAAUACGUGUUUUCUUCAGAAUAAGCUUAAUUCACAUCAUGAGAGAUCCUCGAUGAAGGUUAUUGGAGCUGCCGGCUCCACUUCUUUACCUGCAGCGGAGUCCAGUACAACCCUGACAUUGUGUCUUGGUUGUUGCUGGAAAGCUUCCUGAUCUAAAUCUUGAAAGGAAGUAUUUUUUUCCACAUCUACUAGGAUAAAAGCUGUUUUAAACAAGGAUAAUAAAUCUAUUAAAAACGUACCUUAGAGGAUCUAAAAGGGUCGUUUAAGGCCGGUGUCAGGUGGUGAGAUAGUCCAGGACAGUUAGAAGUAGUUCGCUCUUUGUUAUGUAAAUUAAAGACCCAAGUACUCAGUCCGACAUCUAUGCCGUUCUUUAGGACCCCGUGCUGUUCACAGGCUCCAUGAGGAAGAACUUGGACCCCUUUAACUACCACAAUGAUGAAGAGCUGUGGAACGCCCUGCAGGAGGUCAGUCAAACCCUUAGACUCGCUCACAAUCACACACGGUCGAAGACGUGACAAGUCCUGAUGAUGUUGAUUCUCCCUGCAGGUGCAGCUGAAGUCCGUGGUGGAGGAGCUGCCCGGUAAGCUGGAGACGGUCCUAGCUGAGUCGGGGUCCAACUUCAGCGUGGGUCAGAGACAGCUGGUGUGUUUGGCCAGAGCCAUCCUGAGGAAAAACCGCAUCCUCAUCAUCGACGAGGCCACGGCGAACGUGGACCCCAGGUACACUGACACUACUCAGUCCUCUCAGGUUUGAGUUUCAAGAAACAGGACAAAGACUUGCUUUAAAUCAAAUCUUUAUAUUUUCAUGUAACAAAGACAAAAAAAAAAUCAAUAAAACUUCUUUUUCACUUGUGCAGGACGGACGAACUGAUCCAGAAAACAAUACGAGACAAGUUCAGAGACUGUACUGUGCUGACAAUCGCCCAUCGCCUCAACACCAUCAUCGACAGUGACAGGAUACUGGUGAGUCUGUCUGUUGUACUGAAUAUAACCUUUUGGUCAUUUUGAAGGCAAAUCAUGAUGGCCUCAUAAUCAACAUUUAAUCUUACUCAAAAGUGCCGUCUGUGGAGUAAUAGUGCCCUCUUUUGGCAAUUUUGAUUCCUGCUGCUGAAUGACUCCAGUGUGCAAAUACAAAAAAUGCUGCUUUGCUGCCCUCUUGUGGUUUAAAAUUCGCUUUGCAGUCAAGUGAGAAACUACAGGGAUAUCUAAAUAAAUCAGAAAAUCAUGAAAAGUUUAAAUUUUGUUGUAAUUUAAAAGACUCUAAACAAUCAGAAAUUAAACAACCAUGAUGAUCACUUUUGUGUUAUACAUUUAAGCAACAUGAAAAAAGGAUUUAAUUUCUGCUUUUAUGUGAACGCUUCAUGUUUAAGGCUGAGUUAAUUCCAACAAGUGUCACAAGAACUCAUCCUGAUAAGAUUAAGCAGCGAGUCUGAGCCUCCUCACCAAUGAAAGGAAUCUGAUUUGAGUUACUCACAGCGCUUGAAAAGAUUCCACACUGUUAUACCUUUGGAUAACACACAGCUCUCACUGUCAGCAGUCUGAAUAUAAAAAAGCUGAGAGUGUCGUCAAGGAUAAUAGAGGGGAAUCUGUAAAAUGCUGUUAGCAGCACAAACAGAGUCCUGUAACUACAUGAGUCCUUGAACUUAAUGAGGCCCGUAACUUAAAGGGAUAUUCCAGCGUAAAAUUAAUUCAGGUUCAAACACACAGUAACACCGAGUUAGACACCCCAUCGAGAGAUGAAUGUUGCCAACCGCUUACUUCUCUAGUUAUACCAACUUUAGUAACGACCGCAAGAUAGCAAUACAGAGCAGUCUGAGGAGCCACGUGCUCAACCAAAACGCCACUCUAUAGCCACAAAUAAUGCUCAGAACAGCACCUAACUUCAUCAACAGGACAUAUAGGGUCCCUUUAUAGCCACCAAACAUCUUUUUAACUUUGCCUGAUUUCUUUAGCAAAGAGACUGAACACAACUCACCUACUCUCUUCCAGCAGCAGCUUGUUUGUAUGGAGACCUCCGGGUGAGUCCAUCGACUGCAGCGGGGUGAUGCAGAUCAAGGAAGAACAUUUAUGAUAAUUUCUUCAUGGAAAUGCAAUCAGACCGAGACGCUAAGGCAGAAGAACUACCGCGUCUGAAGUGCAAAAUGAUUAAUACGAUGAUUAUUACUUUAAGGAAAUGAUAAAGAAAUGAUCAUAAAUGUUCUUCCUUGAGCUGCGUCACCCCGCAGCAGUCGAUGGACUCACCCUGGAGGUCUCCAUACAAACAAGCGGCUGCUGGAAGAGAGUAGGUGAGUUGUGGUUAGUCUCUUUGCUAAAGAAAUCAGGCAAAGUUAAAAAGAUGUUUGGUGGUUAGUACUUUGGCUGGGACCCUAUAUGUACUGUUGAUGAAGUUAGGUGCUGUUCUGAGCAUUAUUUGUGGCUAUAGAGUGGCGUUUUGGUUGAGUGCGUGGCUCUCUGUAUUGCUAUCGUGCAGUUGCUACUAAAGUUGGUAUAACUAGAAGAAGCAAGCGGUCGGCAACAUUCAUCUCUCAACGGGGUGUCUAACUCGGCGUUACGGUGUGUUUGACCCUAAAUUAAUUUUACGAGAGAAUAUCUCUUUAACCAGUAACUUCACGGGUCUUGUAACGUAAAGAGUAACUUAAUGUGUCCUGUAACUUAACAAGUCUUGUAACUUUGCAGUCAAAAGGCAGAUUCUUUGGAAUAACUCAAACUCUGUCUCCAGGUUCUGGAUGCAGGGAGAAUCCACGCCUACGAUGAGCCGUACACCCUGCUCCAAGACACAGAGGGAAUCUUCUAUAAAAUGGUCCAGCAGACUGGUAAGCAGGAGGCAGCAGCUCUGCUACAGGCAGCUAAACAGGUGAGUUCAAUCCUUCAGAACAGCUGAUUUCAUCCACAAUCACAGCGGGACGAGCUUCUUGUGUCUGAUCAUGUGUUUUUUUUUUUAUUUUCCCUUCAGGCUUACAACACCAGAAGCCGUCCAGUCAUUUCAAACGGCCAUGCAGAAACCUCGGACGGUAACUUGGUUAUCUUCGAGACGGCUCUGUGAGAUGCUCAGGGAGGCACCGAUUUGCUGCUUCACCACAAGACCUCAGAAAGUGCCUGGGCUCGCACCGUGCACCACCUUCCCCGCUCCCUCAGCCUCCGAUGAAGGCGCUCAGGGCCUGGUAAAAAGAAAGGGCUCCCUCCACGACAGCUGGCGAGGAGGCUGAGGAGCUACAGAGGCUCACGAGAGCCUCCGACGGCUGAGCCGAACACACACCAAGCUGAUAUUUCUUCGAAGCUAAGAAAGCAUGGAAAUCACUACUGUAAAAACUGUUCUCAAUCACUAUUUAUUUUCUCAGCUUUCUAUUUAUCGCACCUGAACUAAUUGCUGCUCGCACUGGUGAUGCCUUUAUAAAUCGCUUUACACGGCCGCCUAAUCCUUAAACUGUCAGUGCCUUAUGUCACGUUUGCAGAAGACUGUAUAGUGUUAAUUUAACCAAUGACGGCGGCGUGUCUUUACCCAAAGUUGCCUUUGUUUUUUGUAAAUACAGUAGCAUGAAUGCACAGGCGGAAUGAUAACCAAAUGUAAGAAACCACACAUUAGCAGCAGCAGUUUCUACAAUCUCAGUAAAAGUCUGUUUUUUUUUACGUUUGUUUGAAACUUUUCUGAUGAGUACUGAUUGUAAAAGAAACUAUUUUUAUUUGUAAAGUUUCCUUUUUAUACCGCUCCUCUUCACCACACUGUGAGGGUCAGAUGGUUAAGUGAACCCGGCUGCUACAUCUGUUGUUAUGUUCUCUUGUAACUGUCGUAUUUACUGUUGGAAAUGUGUCACGACUAUCAAACUUGUUGAAAUCUUCAUAAACACCUAAGACAACCA